Molecule: messenger RNA, 6587 nt
Organism: Cyclopterus lumpus (lumpfish)
Lineage: Eukaryota; Metazoa; Chordata; Actinopteri; Perciformes; Cyclopteridae
Gene: akap1b
Product: A kinase (PRKA) anchor protein 1b
Exons: 11
Coding region: 1166-3700 (844 amino acids)
Molecular function (GO): RNA binding
Source: RefSeq, a predicted model, not a curated record
CGUUACACGACGGGUUUCUGCAUGGGGAUCAUUUCAACACGGCACAUAGCGUGAGCCACAUGUAACGGUAGUCUCGUUGUGGGUCAUUAGCACGCAGCGUUAGCUAACGCUAGCUGACAUGUUUUUGCGUUGAGUCGUUGGAAGUUGGCGUUGCGACCCUCGUGAACACAAGACGGCCCCGCACGGCGAGACAUUGUCCCCGUCAUGGGAGGGUGAGAUGCGGCUACACUGGGGGAUUAGCCUUUCGUUGUGGCUAACGUCCACGCUAGGUGGGUCAAAGUUGACUGGCAGUGGAGCCCCUGCACGUUCCCAGGCUGCAGGCAGAAUUAGUCCGCGUCGGCUCUCGGCUCCCGAAGGGGUCCUGAAAGGGGACGAGAACCGGGGCCACUGUGCAAUGUCUGCGUUAAUGGGUACGAAGUGUCACCCUUUUGGAGUGUGUUUCCGGGUAACCCCGCAGGUCUGCCAGCAGUGCGAAUGGAUGCUAAAGGUCAAGUGGUGCAGGUGUACACUGUCUGCUGGACUGCUCAGACUGCAGACUGGACUACUACAUGGAAGGUACACCGAGGCGACUCCGUGUUGGUUGCCUUUGUCAGCACGUAGUAGGGUGUGUGACAUAUAAAUACAGCCCACCACUCCCCUUGGUGAAGCCAAGGUCAGCUGAAUCCUGGAGGAAAGCACCAAUGAGCACUGGUCUGCCCCUUGAAGGGAGCUCGAGAUUAGUUGGACCGCUGGACUGCUCUAGUAACCUUGUCCAAGGUGAACGAGUGUGGGCCACCAUUUCAUAGGCACAUGUAGGCAUACAGUACCUUUCUGUUGUGCUUUAGGCUUCAACAUGCAACACGGUUUCGGUUGCUGAUUUAAUUUAGCAUUAAAUUGUGUUUGUACAUUUAACUUCGCAGAUAUUGGUCAUUGCAAAACUGAAGUGCUGACUCGUCGGUGUGGCAUUACAGUGCACAUACGACUCACUAUGAUCACAUUAUAUUCUUGGGGCUCAGGGACGGUACAUUUAAUUUUUCUGCUUGAUAAAGAUAUUUGCAGGCUACAGUGCAAUUCAUUGUUCACUUGGAGCCCUGAAAGUCUCACCUGAGUUCAAAUUGCUGGACAUUUGAUGAGAAGCCAGAGCAGCAAUUUUGAGUGAAGACGUAGCUGUUAGUGUCCUGAGGAAAUGCCGCUGAGGCUUCGUUCUGUGGUGCCCUACACACUGCCCGGAGUCCUUGCACUGAUCGGCUGGUGGUGGUACAUCUCGCGGAAGAAAGAGCGGCUCAUCAGCCAUGACAGCCAAGAUGGGGCUCCAACAGCUCCGGGUCUUAGAGCACCUCCGGCAGAGGGUAGCAAUGGUUUGGUUGAGAAAGGCACUAUAUCCUCAACAAAUGACACAGAAAGCCCCACCCACAGACCUCCAAAGGUCAGUAACCCGAGAACAGAACAUGAGAAUAUUUCCCAAAUCCAUGGCACUGAAGCAGCGCCUUUGAUGAAACAAAAUUCUGAAGAAGCUGCCCCUCACCUUGGUAGAAUAAAACGACAAGAAGAAGUCCAUAACCCCUCGGUCUCGACUCUGCCAUCACCUGGCAAAGAAGACCGUCUGCAGGUGUCACUGAAGGACCACAAAGACCCAGAGAAAAGCUCAACAAUUGCCUUGGUAAAAGAGCUGGAGGAACACCUAGUCAAAGAUCCAGCCUCCGCUCCAGAAGCCACCGUAGAAGAGGUCAUCUUGCCCUGCCAGUCUACCAAUGUAACCAGCUCCUGCCCCACAACAAUACACCUUUCUGACGCAGAGAGGCCGGAGCCAGAAGGGGAAGUUGCAAAGCACUACAGCACUGUUAAUACGCAAGAUGAGAUGGUUAUUUGUGCAGCCAAAGUGCAGAGAGUGAUCCCAUCAGAGACAGACUCUCUAGAGACACCCCCUUCAGCACGGGAUUUCCACCAACACAUUCUAACCAGCACACCUACCCCCCUGACCCCGACCUCCACAGUCCUGACGCCGGUUAUAAACUCCACCCCCCUUUCCGAAACCCAAGAGGGCAUUCAUGGAGAGGAACAGGAUCUGGAACUAUUAGCAGCUGGACUCAUAACUGAGGUCAUCUCGGCAGCUACCCAGGAGAUCCUUGGUGUCACCAGCUGCCAUGUGACACAGCCAACCUGCAGUAGCAACACACCACUGGUUAGCGGCAGACUGUGCUCCCAACAGGAGCCAAUCGCAGCAGCGCAGCAGCACCACCAUCUACAGAGUGGACCCUCUCAGAUAGGCAAUGAGGCUAGAGAGAAGGGUGAGCAAGGGAUGCCUAACGGAUGCUCCUCGGUUCCAGUGUGGGAGCCGGUUGAGGUCAGUCACAGGGUUCAUCAGACAAACCAUGCACAGAGAGGCCAUUGGCUGACACCCUCGAAUCAGGCAGCACAAAGUACCCUUUUGCUAAACAUGAAACUGAAAGGGGAUGAAGCAGCAGCGCUGGCGGACGACUCGGCCUGCAGCACAUGCCACUCUGAGGACGGCAUCAGCAACGAGGACCUCCAGAACAGCGUGUUUGAAAACCAAAUUGAUGUGAUGCAGGUUACAGACUUGUCAGCAAAAGAAGCCACGCGGCCUCAAUCACUGGAGACUGCCACGGAGGCAACUGAAGAAAACUCACUGGCGGCUGUGUGCGAGAUCAAGAGGCUUAAUGGGAUGGGCCUCAGGAAUGGAGCCCACGGGACAUGUGAGCUGGAGACGGACCAGUCUGGAGGAUCUGAUGUGAACAGUAUGGACUCUGUGGACAGCGGCUGCACUAUGGGUGCUGGUGAAAGCCAGAGCAACCACGCCGACUCCUCGAGCUCCGAGCUCAUCAUCUGGGAGAUCGAGGUGCCGAAGCAUCUUGUCGGACGGUUAAUAGGGAAGCAGGGACGAUAUGUGAGUUUCCUGAAGCAGAACUCUGGCGCAAAGAUCUACAUCUCCACCCUGCCUUAUACACAGGAGUUCCAGAUCUGCCACAUAGAGGGUACGCAGCAGCAGGUUGACAAAGCCCUGUCCUUGAUUGGGAAGAAGUUUAAAGACCUGGACAUGACCAACCUCUAUGCACCGCCGCCGCCCCCACUGACAUUACCAUCACUUCCCAUGACCUCUUGGCUGCUGCUCCCCAGUGGAGUGACCGUCGAAGUGAUCGUGGUGAACAUCGUGUCAGCCGGUCACGUCUUUGUCCAGCAGCACACCCAUCCCACCUACCACGCUCUGCGGAGCCUCGACCAGCAGAUGUUCCUCUGCUACUCGCAGCCGGGCACCCCCGCCCUGCCCUCGCCCGCCGAAGUUGGUGUGAUCUGUGCAGCUCCUGCGGUGGAGGACGCCUGGUGGAGAGCUCAGGUCAUCACCUUCUAUAAAGAAACUGAUGAGGUGGAGAUCAGAUACGUUGACUACGGAGGUUACGACCGAGUUAAGAUCGACUCACUACGACAAAUACGGUCUGAUUUUGUAACACUACCAUUUCAAGGGGCUGAAGUAUUGCUGGACAACAUCGCCCCACUUCCAGGAGAAGAUCGCUUUUCACCAGAGGCCACAUCCGCGUUGGAGGAGAUGACCAGAGGAGUGGCAUUGCUUGCACAGGUCUCAAACUACGACAACAACACAGGCCUCCCUCUGGUCCACCUGUGGAACAUGGUCGGAGAAGAGGUGAUUUCAGUGAACCGUACGCUAGCGGAGAGGGGCCUGGGUGUUUGGGUGGAGGGAUUUUGAACUCCUACACGCCCUGAGCUCCACCCCCUUAUCCUCUUGGACCCGGGUCAGCAUGAGGUCCCAGCCCCAUCAGACACACCGGUGGAUCUAAGAAGAUUGCUUUUUUUUCUUUCAUUGCUCUUUUUUCUUCUUUUUUCAUCCACCCCCCCACCACCCCAUUCCUUUGAAAAUACAUUAAAAAUUAUUUGCAGGCAUAAUCUACAAGAAAAGCACUGCUUAAAAAAAACGACCUCCCCUCUUGUUCUUGUACACAAAAAGAACUUAAGGAACUUGUAAAAAAACAACAAAAAAAACAUUUUAAAAUCUAUAUUGUAACUAAAUAAAGGUUCAACCAAUAUUUUUUCCCCUCCCACAUCCCAACUUGAUUUUUGCUCUGGGCCUUCGCUCUCUGACUGGGUCGUCGUGCUGUGGAAGGACAAACGUUUGAACAAUUUUGAGUUUCAUUGACACUCGUCCGUAGGUUACUACAUUUCAAAGAAGAUUUGUCUGAUGUUUUGGGGUUCUUGUCUGGAUAGAAUGUGAGGGGGGGGGGGGUUCUGGCUGUAGAGGGGCAGCGUGGACAAGAGGAGCACCCAGCAGAGUGGCAUCAAGAGACGGAGCCUUCUCUGGGGGGUCCAUCCAGAGCUGCUGCUCCACUUGAACCAGGACAGCUGCGUCCUGUUGCUCCACCAACUCGCACUGCGUUUUACAGCCGGCAGUUUGAACCUACCAGACGAACAGCAGUUGGACCCGUUUUUCAUAUUGGAGCGCGUUGGUUCAUUUCAGUCAAUAUUUCCAAGGUGCAUUUCUUCAGACCGCUAGGCAACAUGCUGCUGAUGAUGAUGCGGUUUGACUCCAUUUUGUGACCGCACCUCCAAAUCCCUAAACUAACGGUGGCCACAUAGAAAUAAUAAUCACAAGACAAUUGUACUGUGAUAUGGAAAAUUGUGCUCAUUAACGGCACUCUUUUUUUUUUUUUUUUAACCUAUCAAAACUCUCGGUAACAAAUGCUCCAACAUUUCAAUCUGAAGGCAAGCGGUGGUCUGUUGUCACAUGGUGGUCACUGAACGGCUCAUGGGGGUCCACUGGUUUAACAAUUCCAAAGAAAUGGGUUCUGUGAGCUGCGAUGAAGCGUUCACACUGUUGAGUUGCAGUGUGCUGCACUUUUAAAGACUUGAGGGAACCACCAUGACAUGGAGAACCACUCCACCAGGGCUGAUCUGGAUCCUGUUGGGGUCCUUAGUGCGCAUGGGAAACAGCCUGGGAGCACCUGGGUGCUCUGUCCCCACAGACGGCAGGGCCUUGUUCAAUUAAACAUAAGGAUAUAAAUAAGAGUGGAAAUUAUUACUUUUUAAAAUGUUGCUUUUAACAUGUACUUCCAAGUUUAACAAAAUGAUAUGUGAUACACAUGAACAGUAGAAAGUACUAACGGCAGGUCUCUGACCAGAAUGCUGCAUUGAUAGUGGAGUGGGAGCCAGUUGACUGUAGUUAUAUUUUUCUAAUACAUAUACUCAUGUUAAUGUGAGCUACAGUGAUGACUAAGGAGUGUAACUGCAUCACCGGCUCUUUAGUGUGAUCACUACUUGAGCUUCUAAUGACCUCUAGAAACACGUGUUGCUUUACUGGGGUCCUGAAGGAGGCACAAGACCUUUCCCAGUGAUCCCAUUGGUCAGGAGGGCAGUUGACAGGUUUCCUGAAGUAGCAGUGCAGCAUAAGUUACCGUAGUAAUCUCCCUGUGGUGAUACUUUUUACUUUAUGAAACUAAGUGAGCUUGACAGCAUCCAGCAGUCCUUGUGCUGCUUCAUGAAACGGCCCUCUGGAGGAACAAGGUCCUGCUGAGCCGGGAGAACCCCGGUGCUCCCUCGUGUUGCUCUGCAGUGGAAUGUGUCUCUUGCUACUGUAGUGUGUGUGUAUAUAUAGAUCUUCAUUUUGUUUUCAGGCAUUGAAAUGAAUGUUCACCCAGUGUCACGGCGUCAGGCCGUCCCUGUGUGCACGUCACUGGUCCACUCACACGAACCCUGUGAGGGAUUCAUUUCCAAGAUGACUAAUUCUAAAUAACAUGAACUCCCCUCUAGUUCUUUUUUUAUUGAGUCUUUUUUCAAUGACAAAUGAAAUCACUGUUACCCGAGCAAUAAGGCAGCUUUAUUUUGAAAUUGAAGGACAGGACAUGGGAAACGGGGUGGGCUUUAAAAAGUGCUCCAUAUAACACUACAAACAGAAAGUGGUCUGCAUAACAUAACUUUAGAAGCUCAAUAAUGCAUCAUGUCGAUAAUGUAUCUCAGGAAUGGUCGACUAGCUGGUUGCUCAACAAGCUGAGGGCAUGCUUAUGCUGGAACAGAGAGAAGUACGAUGUAUCGGAUAUUAGGCAUUUUGACGAAUAACAUGAUAACAUUUCUGAGUUCUUGAAGGUGUCCUUAAGUUGGUGCUGGAAUCGGAGGAGUAGCCAUAUUGUCUGUUGUUGGCUCGUGUGCAUACUUCCUGUUUCACAUGAACCGUCUGAUCCCGCCUGUCCCCCUUUUUAAAAUCCAGAUCAAUAACCCUCACCACACCUUAAAACAUAAUUUUAACCGAACUAGAGUUUUGUUAAUUUCUCUGUAAAUAAGAUAUUUGACUGUACUUUUCUAUAACACUGGAGAUAAAGAGGUAUAAAGGGAACAUUAUUGAUAUUUUCUUUUUGUUUGGUUUGUUCUGGUUCAUCCUGCCUCCCCUUUUUCAAUCAAUGUUCUCAAGCUGUGAGAUAAGUGUUUGCAUAGCUAGACAGGUCAUCAUUUGAUUAUUUAAAUGGGUGUUAAGGUUGUGUGCCCAAAAAGCAUUUAACAUGUACAGACCAGUUUUGCUAGGCUCAUCUUAAGUUUGAUUUGUUGAUUGUACAGAUCUAUUAAGGGAAAAAAUAAAGUUAUUGAACGUG